AUGAAAGCUGUAGUCUGCGACAAGACAGGCGGUCCAGAGGUCCUUCGGUACACGGAAGACCAUCCUGUGCCCAAGCUUGGGGACUCUGAUGUACUGAUAAAGAACAAAUACGGAGGCAUUAAUUACAUUGACACAUAUUUCCGUACUGGCCUCUACCCUGCGCCCAGCUGGCCUUUGUGUCUGGGACAAGAGGGCGUGGGCAUUGUUGCCGCACUAGGUGGGUCGAACACGUUUGGCUUGAAAGAAGGUGACGAAGUGGUCUGGAUGAAGAUGGGUCUGACAGCACUGUCACUCGUCAAGGAGGCAUACGAAGUUAAAAAGGGUGAUACGAUCUUGAUGCACGCCGCUGCUGGUGGAGUUGGUUUGCUCAUGGGCCAGUUUCUGAAGGACUUGGGUGCUGUAGCUAUAGGCACCGCGUCGACUAAAGAAAAGUGUGACUUGGCGAAAGAGCACGGAUAUACACACGUCAUCAACUACAAAGAGAAUCCAGAUUGGGUUGCGGAGGUGAAGAAGAUUGCUCCCGACGGUGUCGAUUGCGUCUUUGACGCAGUUGGGAAGACCACUUGGGAAGGCUCAUUAGAGGCAGUGAAGCGCAAAGGAAGUGUCAUCUAUUUCGGCAAUGCUUCAGGCCCGGUCCCGCCCUUGAAUAUUGCAUUGCUUGCUAAGAAGAACACGAAGAUAAUGAGGGCAACAGUGAAUCAGUAUAUUGUCACAAGAGAAGAGCUGGAGUUCUACACAAAACUACUGUUUUCAUAUCUAAAGGACGGAAAGCUGAAGGUCAAUAUUCACAAGAUAUAUGACUUGCGUGACGUCCAGCAAGCACACAAGGACUUGGAGGGCCGCCUAACCACAGGCAAGCUAUUGCUGAAGACUUCUUAG
Lithohypha guttulata is the source of this 879-nucleotide messenger RNA. RefSeq names its product NADPH:quinone reductase (gene ZTA1). NCBI's taxonomy places the organism in Eukaryota, Fungi, Ascomycota, Eurotiomycetes, Chaetothyriales, Trichomeriaceae. Gene Ontology annotation, cellular component: cytosol. The transcript is spliced from 2 exons. The coding region runs from base 1 to 879 and encodes 292 amino acids. Gene Ontology annotation, molecular function: mRNA 3'-UTR AU-rich region binding; quinone reductase (NADPH) activity; NADPH binding. The record is from RefSeq and is a predicted model, not a curated record.